Mytilus trossulus (common blue mussel) is the source of this 2792-nucleotide messenger RNA. RefSeq names its product collagen alpha-2(I) chain-like. The transcript is spliced from 31 exons. Lineage: Eukaryota; Metazoa; Mollusca; Bivalvia; Mytilida; Mytilidae. The coding region runs from base 19 to 2730 and encodes 903 amino acids. The record is from RefSeq and is a predicted model, not a curated record.
UACAAGAACACCAGAACAAUGGUCCAUAAUUUCCUGACUGUGUUCCUAGUAGCGGCUAUUGCCCGCACAGGACUAGCCGGGAGCAUCGGAUAUGGCAAACCCGGAUACGGUGGUGGUGGAGAUUUCUUUAACGGCCACGGAGGAGGUCAUGGAGGUGGACACGGCGGCGGACACGGAGGUGGUCACGGAGGAAGUGCUUCAGCAGCAGCCCACGCAGCAGCAGUUGCAAACGCUCUAGGUGGCGGUGGAGGAGGAAGUGCCUCAGCAGCAGCACAAGCUGCAGCCGCUGCACGUGCUCUAGGUGGUGGUGGAGGUGCAUCCGCAGCCGCCCGUGCCGCAGCAGCCGCAAGCGCUUUAGGAGGCGGCGGUGGUGGUUUUGGAGGUCUCGGUGGAGGUUUCGGCGGUCUCGGCGGAGGUCUUGGUGGAGGUCUCGGUGGAGGCGGCCUUGGCGGACUUGGAGGUGGACUUGGCGGAAUCGGAGGAGGUGGACUCGGAGGAGGUGGUCUCGGAGGCGGUGGUCUCGGAGGCGGACCUGGAGGACUUUUGGGCGGCGGCGGCCCUGGUAGUGCAGGUGCAUUCGGAAACGGAAAUGCAGCUGCUGGACCAGGAGGCGCUGGUGCAAGCGCUAGUGCAGGAGCAUUUGCAACUGGCGGAGGAGGAUUCCCCGCACCAGGUGCACCCGGACCACAAGGCCCAAGAGGACCAGCUGGACCACCCGGUGACCCCGGACAUGGUGGACCACCUGGACCACCCGGACACUCGCCACAAGGACCACAAGGUUCCCGAGGAGCUCCAGGAGCACCAGGUGAACAAGGAGCCAAUGGCAGCCCAGGACAACCCGGAAAUGCAGGAGCACCAGGUCAACCAGGUGCACCUGGCCAAGCUGGAGCACCAGGAGCAAGAGGACCAUCAGGAGCUGCAGGACAUCAAGGAGCACAAGGAGGUGUCGGUCAACCCGGAUCUGCUGGACAACAAGGAAGUGCUGGACAACCUGGAGCCCCAGGAAAUCCAGGAGCACCAGGAUCACCAGGACCAACUGGACAAGCCGGAAGUGUCGGAAACGUCGGAGGACCAGGAGAACGAGGUGCACAAGGAUCAGCCGGACCACGAGGUAUUCAAGGCAGACCAGGAUGCCAAGGACUUCCAGGACCAAAGGGACCAGAUGGACCCCAAGGAGCACCUGGCAAACCUGGUGCCGAUGGACCAGCAGGAGUUAGAGGCCCAAUUGGACCAGCUGGUGGCAAAGGAGCAACAGGAGACAAAGGAGCACCAGGUGAUGUUGGACCAGAAGGACCAGAAGGACCAGCAGGUGGACCAGGACCAAAAGGACCAACCGGACCACAAGGAGCAAAGGGAUCCCCCGGAGAAGAUGGAGAACCAGGAGGUGAAGGUGAACCAGGAACAAAGGGAGGUGAUGGUUUACCAGGACAAGCCGGACCACGAGGAAAUGCUGGUCCACAAGGACCAGAAGGACCAGUCGGAGACAAAGGUGCUCCAGGAGAAGCUGGCGGACCCGGUGCACCAGGACCACACGGCCCACAAGGACCAGCUGGUGAACAAGGAGACCUCGGAGAAGUUGGACCCGCUGGUGAAGCAGGAGCUGCAGGAGUUCCAGGCGCCAAAGGAAUUCAAGGAACAGAAGGAGAACUUGGACCAGUCGGCAAAGAAGGACCAUCAGGAGAAGCUGGAGAUAAAGGUAGACUCGGACAAAAGGGACCUGCCGGAGAACCCGGACAACCAGGAGAAGAAGGCAAACAAGGAGAUCUUGGAGCACCAGGAAAUAGAGGAGCAACUGGUGUUGGUGGUGUCAAAGGACCAACCGGAUUCCGAGGAAACAGAGGUAAAUCCGGAAAUGCAGGCAGACCAGGUAGACCAGGCAGAAAUGGACCAAGAGGACCAACAGGACCACAAGGUCUACGAGGAAACCAAGGAGCUGAUGGUGAACAAGGAGGAUCUGGCGUCGGUGGAAUUGGAGGAACCAUUCAUAUUAUUGUUGAUGAUAAUGGUGCUCGAUUUGGAGACUUCGCUGAUAUAACUGGACCAAACAGCAAUGAAGUCAACAUGCAGCUUGUACGAGAAUUCAUUGGAGAUCUUGAUACAUUCCUGAGCUUGAAUGGCCCAGGUGGACCAGCUGGAGUCGGUGCAGGAGAAGGUGGAGCCGGAGGAGCCGGUGGUGGUGCCGGUGGAAACGGUGGUGGAGCCGGUGGAAACGGUGGAAACGGUGGUGGAGCCGGAGGAAAUGGUGGACUCGGAGGUGGAGCCGGAGGAAACGGUGGACUCGGAGGUGGACUCGGAGGUGGAUUCGGAGGACUCGGUGGUGGACUCGGAGGAGCUGGUGGACUUGGAGGAGUCGGCGGUGGAGUCGGUGGACUCGGAGGACUCGGAGGACUUGGAGGAUUAGGAUUUGGAGGAGCCGGUGCAAGUGCAGGAGCAGGAGCAAAUGCAGGAGCAGGAGGUGCUGGCGGUAGUGCUAGUGCUCAUGCCCAUGCACAUGCCCAUGCAUCAUCAGCAGGCGGACUUGGAGGAGGAUCCGCUCACGCACAUGCUGCAGCACACGCACAUUCAGUAAGUCACGCCGGAGGAUCACACGCACACGCAGCAGCCGCAGCACACGCACAUGCCGUAUCUCACGGAGCAUCUCUCGGAGGAUCUCACGGUGGAUCUGAUGGAGGACACUCACUGCACUACAACGACCCAUUUUAUGGCAACAAACAUAAAGCCGACUAUUAACUUUAAAUGAACUAUAUUGUAAAUGAAUGUUUUAUUAGUAAUAAAAAGUGCAAGUUCCUAAA